AUGAAGUUCUUGAAUUUUCCUACGUCAGGGUCAGGAAAUUUCGCGAAUUCUGAAUCGUUUUUCGUCAUUUGAAAAUAGAUUUCCUCGAAUCUGGCUAUAAGAAAUUGGUCUCAAUGCAAGAUAAUGUAUGAGCUACGAGAAAUACUGAAAAAUCGUGUUUAUUAUGCUGCCAAGGAUGGAAUGUCUAUUGCAUUGUACACAUUGAUGAGCGAAAUUGAGAAAAAUGAUGUGAACCAGGUGAUAAAUGAGAAGUUUUCUGAAGAUGAUGGACAAGAAUGUACUCCACUAAUAGUUGCUGCAAGAAAUGGACAUGAAAGAGUGGUGAGGAUGCUCUUGACAAAGUUCAAUCCAGACCUUGAACAAGAAGGAACUGUUAAAUUUGAUGGUUAUGUGAUAGAAGGUGCUAGUGCUCUCUGGUGUGCUGCUUGUGCAGGUAAUCUCAAUAUUUGUAAAUCUUUAGUAAAAGCUGGUGCUGAUGUAAAUCAUGCUACUAAGACAAAUUCUACACCCCUCAGGGCUGCUUGCUUUGAUGGAAGAUUGGAUGUAGUGAAAUAUUUAACAUAUCACAAAGCUGAUCUCCACAUAGCUAAUAAAUACAACAAUACCUGUCUCAUGAUAGCAUCAUACAAGGGUCAUCUCGAUGUUGUCAGCUUCCUUUUGGAGAAUGGGGCCAAUCCCAAUGAAAAAGCUCUCUGUGGGGCAACAGCCCUCCAUUUUGCAGCAGAAUGUGGUUAUGUUGAUGUUGUGAAGGAGCUCCUUCAAUAUAAUGCAACAUUCUCCAACAAUGAUGCUGGGAUGACCCCCAUUAAGGCUGCUGCUGAAAGAACUAGGGGAGAUGUGGUGGAGUACUUUCUUGAAAGGCUGGAGAUCCCUUUGGAAGAGAGGAUAGAGGCCUUAGAACUCUUAGGGGCUUCUUAUGCCAAUGAUAAGGAGAAUUAUGAUCUUGCCAGGGGCUACAAGUAUAUGCACAUGUCAAUGGAGUUGAGGUACAGUGACCCAAACAACCCUGUUAGAAAGAUUUUGUUACCCCCCAUAGCUGCCUAUGAGGACUGGGUAGAGUGCCAAACGUUGUAUGAACUGGAAGCAAUAGAGGAAAACACCAAUAGCCUUCAUAUGGAAGCACUCACUAUCAGAGAGAGAAUACUGGGCACUCAAAAUCCAGAAGUGCCUCAUCCCAUCAUAUAUAGAGGAGCCGUUUUUGCCGAUAACGCCCGCUUUGACAGAUGUCUGGAAUUGUGGCUGCAUGCUCUGAAAUUGCGCCAGAGGAACUAUGUGUCUGUUGUGAAGGACCUUCUGAGGUUUGCUCAGGUGUUCUCACAGAUGCUCCACGUGGGGGUCAAGGUGACUUACAGUCACGUCUUCGACGUAUUGUCCGCCGCCAUUGUGGAGCUGGAGAGGAACAGAGACAAGCUGGUGAUGCCCGGCCCCAAAGACGACCCUGAAACUGUAAUGGUAAUUUACUCAUUUCUACAUUUAUUGGAUGACAUAGAAAGCAACAUGACAACCACUCUGUACCUUUUAACGAUCCUCACAAAACUGCUGAAACAGUGUUCCGAAGAAGAAAAGUUUGAUGUGAAUAGAAUGAUCUUCACUCUGAACCAGUUGCAAGUAACUCUGAGAGAUGGACAGUCGCUUUUGCAUCUUUCUUGCAAUUCAGAGACACCUGUUGAUGAUUUUCAUACCAAUGAUAUAUGCAAAUUUCCAUGUGCUGAAACAACGAAGCUGUUGAUACAGUGUGGAGCUAAUGUCAACGCCAUGGACGAUGAAAGAAAUACUCCCCUACAUGUGAUAGUUAAUUACCAUAAGGCUGUGUCUGAUUUCAUGACUUUACACUCGAUUAUUACGGAUCUGACUGAGAAUGGGGCCCAUCUCGACUGCGUGAAUAAACGAGGAGAAACACCCUUGGAAUCUUCAGCUACAGGUGUUGCUGAAAUCAUUCUGAAAACUCAAAUGAAAUUAAGUUUGAAGUGCAUAGCAGCCAAUGCAGUCAGGCACCACAGAUUGACCUACCAAGGUCAGGUGCCUCAAGCUUUGGAGUCCUUCAUUGAACUUCAUGGCCCUGGUAUCAAAAAAGCCUAGUCAAAAUUAGUUUUAAGUAUCAAUAAGUUUUUGAUAAAACAGAUUGUAUAUUGUACAUAUUUGAAAAUGUUUCAGCUUUUAUGAUGUGUUCAAGUUUAAUAAAAUGUUUCUAAAUAAU
Molecule: messenger RNA, 2197 nt
Organism: Phaedon cochleariae (mustard beetle)
Lineage: Eukaryota; Metazoa; Arthropoda; Insecta; Coleoptera; Chrysomelidae
Source: the annotation of a GenBank genome assembly